AUGAUCUUAGGGUCAGGGAGAUGUAGUGGAUACUUCAAACAGAAGGGUGCCCCAGGGUCAGGGAGAGGUAAUGGAUACUGCAAACAGAAGGGUGCCCCAGGGUCAGGGAGAGGUAAUGGAUACUGCAAACAGAAGGGUGCCCCAGGGUCAGGGAGAGAUAACGGAUACUGCAAACAGAAGGGUGCCCAAGGGUCAGGGAGAGGUAACGGAUACUGCAAACAGAAGGGUGCCCCAGGGUCAGGGAGAGGUAACGGAUACUGCAAACAGAAGGGUGCCCCAGGGUCAGGGAGAGGUAACGGAUACUGCAAACAGAAGGGUGCCCAAGGGUCAUGGAGAGGUAACGGAUACUGCAAACAGAAGGGUGCCCCAGGGUCAGGGAGAGGUAACGGAUACUGCAAACAGAAGGGUGCGGUGCUCCAGGGUCAGGGAGAGGUAACGGAUACUGCAAACAGAAGGGUGCUCCAGGGUCAGGGAGAGGUAACGGAUACUGCCAAAAGAAGGGUGCCCCAGGGUCAGGGAGAGGUAAUGGAUACUGCAAACAGAAGGGUGCCCCAGGGUCAGGGAGAGGUAAUGGAUACUGCAAACAGAAGGGUGCCCCAGGGUCAGGGAGAGGUAAUGGAUACUGCAAACAGAAGGGUGACCCAGGGUCAGGGAGAGGUAAUGGAUACUUCAAACAGAAGGGUGCCCCAGGAUCAGGGAGAGAUAAUGGAUACUGCAAACAGAAGGGUGCCCCAGGGUCAGGGAGAGGUAAUGGAUACUGCAAACAGAAGGGUGCCCCAGGGUCAGGGAGAGGUAAUGGAUACUGCAAACAGAAGGAUGCCCCAAGGUCAGGGAGAGAUAAUGGAUACUGCAAACAGAAGGGUGCCCCAGGGUCAGGAAGAGGUAGUAGAUACUGCAAACAGAAGGGUGCCCCAGGGUAAGGGAGAGGUAAUGGAUACUGCAAACAGAAGGGUGCCCCAGGGUCAGGAAGAUUUACGUCGAUUUUCAUAG
Messenger RNA from Mercenaria mercenaria, 990 nucleotides. RefSeq names its product ribosome-binding protein 1-like. The record is from RefSeq and is a predicted model, not a curated record. The transcript is spliced from 2 exons. Lineage: Eukaryota; Metazoa; Mollusca; Bivalvia; Venerida; Veneridae. The coding region runs from base 1 to 990 and encodes 329 amino acids.